Molecule: messenger RNA, 3063 nt
Organism: Linum tenue
Lineage: Eukaryota; Viridiplantae; Streptophyta; Magnoliopsida; Malpighiales; Linaceae
Source: the annotation of a GenBank genome assembly
AUUGUUUUUACAUAUGAAAUGUGGGUACACUUUUUGCCUAAAUUUUCUAUGCACUGUUUCAAUUCUUGACGUUUUGUGCGCACCGGGUAAAAGACUUAUCAACGGCUUCGCACCCGCUUCCUUCCCCGCCCGAGGUGUCCGUACCUCCCUGCUCCGCGGCAGCUGCCGCACCCUAAAAUAAGCAACUGUCCCUUCAAGACCUCACUAUGAAAUCAACACUAAGAAGGCACUACCCAUGCCUUUUCUUCGCUGCCUUUCCCCCGAACUCAGCAAUCACAGGGUAGUCUUCCAUGCCUACACGCCUUUUCACUGUUUCAGCCUGCUUUUCCAGAUUUCCCACUCCCUUCACAGCUGCUCACACACGCCACCUCCCAUCAAUGGUACCUCCUGCUUUGCUCCCCUCGAUUCAGGGAAGAUUGAAAUCCUCUGGAUCGCCCUUUCCACUUCAUCUUCACUUCCUGUUUAGUUCUUUUGUUGCUCUCUUCCCGUUUUCAGCCAUACCCCUUCAACCAAACCUCUCAUCUACUCUUACCUCUCCUGGUUACCACCAUGAAUCAUGUUGCCCUUUCGAAGUUAGAGUGGACGGACAAAGCUCCUGCCCUCAAAUUACGGCUCCUCCAUACAUGGAUGGCUGGAAACCCCUCCCGCCCCGAAGGAUUCUCCGAGUACUCGACAUUAUGGACAGACAAAUCGGGAGUGCUGGUGCAGGGACUUGCACCCAGGAAUCUCUCGGGUCAACUGAAAGAAGUCAUUGUUGUUGGGAAGAUUUACUUCGUCACACACUUUUCCCAGCGUGAGUCCAGAAAGCGUUGGGCGCCCUGCUCCAAUCCCCGUCUCCUCUAUUUUACUUCCAUCACUUCUUUCAUCCCCUCCGAUGAAGAUGACUCGAGCUUUUGUCCGGAUAGCUUUGAGUUCCGCCAGUUCGAGGACCUCCACGGCAUCGCUUCUCGGGACGAAUGCUUAGUUGAUGUUGUUGGCCGGCUGGUCUCUGCAACGCCUGUCACCUAUUUCCAGAAACAGGAUCGGUCGAUCAAAAGGCAGACUAUUGUCCUUCAAAAUGAGCGCGAAACCUCCCUCUCAGUGACUUUGUGGGCGGAGUUCACUGACAGGUUGCCCGUUGCGGAACUCAUUUAGAUGGAUGGAACUGCACCUAUUAUUGUGGCAUUUACUAGCUUGAAUCUCUCUAUUUGGCGUGGGAAUGUUGGUGCAUCCAAUACAUCCGCAACUCGCAUUGUCAUCUUGCCACCAGUUCCACAAGCUCAGUCGCUCGCCUUACAUUUUGGUGAUGUUGUUGGGACUAUUGGUGUCGUUCCAACUGAAUAUGACACUCCUGAGAAGGCUGUUAUAGUAUACCGUGAAUCCUUCAAAACGAUUCCCGAGCUUCAAAUUGUUCAGUCAACUUCUACCAUGGGGGGAAAGUUCCGCUGCAAGGGCAAGAUAAUCGACAUAGAUAUGUCGCGCGAUUGGUGCUACCUCGGGUGUGCUGUGUGCUGUAAAGCUGCUGUGAGGCGUGAUGCCCCAUUUUGGUGUGAAAAGUGCGAUGCUACAGUUCAUCCACAUCAGCUCAAACAAUGCUUUCGUGUCCGGCUCAUGCUCCACGACGGUUCUGCAUUCGCACCAUUCGUGGUCCUCGGCCAAACUGCAGAAACCCUGUUGGGGGUAUCAGCCAGUGCAUUGUUUGCUGCUGCCCCAGAUCGCGGAGGCGGGUAUCCUCCAGAGAUAGAAUGCUUGAUUGGCAAAGACUAUACCUUCCUGGUUAACCUUCCUGUGGGCCAGGUUUCGGACCCAAUGGAAGACUUUGUUGUAUUCGGUGUUGAGAAGGAUGAACAACCCAUCUCCGCAGGUAAGAAACAGUAUGGGCCGUGCUUCCAGAAAAGAAUUGCAAGCACCAUUGCCACUGUUGCAGAGAUUAUGCCUGCUAGCCAGCAAACAUCUUUGGCCAGCUCUUCUAUGACAGUUUGCGGAUCACCCACCAAACGUCUCCGAGACACUAAUUCAAGCAUCUCCAUGAUUGCCGAGCCUGUUACUGAGGAGACCAAGGAGUUCAGGGCCCCGCGUCCAAUGCAGACCUUAGACAUGAGCAAAUUUGUUGGCCCUUCGGUAGCCGCGGCUUUCAAUUCGGUCCUCUCAGCUGCAAAUACGCCAGCAACACCUAUUAAGCCUCCAGAGAGUUCUACCACUGGCAGGGUACUUUCCAACCUCCAGUCACCCGUCUCAGCUGGUCUAAGUUCUCCACUGGAAGGUAUCACCAUUGCCACCCCAUCAUCCAGUAACAAGAAGAAAGAGAAAAUAGGUGACGUUGACCAACUGGAAUCGCACCAACUGCUGUCACGGUGUGUUUGUUGCCUUCCUUACCUCCAAUCUUUCCUACAACUUCAUUUCUUAUUGUCAGAUUUGUGGUCUCAUCAGGCUUAUUGUUUUCACUCAAACCUAGCACCAAUGAUGCUCCUGGUUCUAUUGGAAUGGGAAAGGGCAAUGUCCAUAAGAAACCAUUGUCAUCUGCAGCUCUGGCAAAAAUCAUCCCACCUUCUAUGUUGCCCAUUAACCCGUUAGCCUCUUUCUUGCCUGUUGACUACACUGACCUUACUUUUAGUUACAUGUUUAAUUUGAUUGCUUAUUACAUCCAUUAUCUCCUUUCUUACUUCAGCCUCGAUCAACCUCUUGCAAAGGUGAAGCUCGAGAAGUUAGAGUCCUCACAGAAGAAAAGGAAGAAGAACUCCAAGGAUUCUGACGAGCUGUCCAUCUCUCACCUGAAGGCAAGGGUAUCUAAGAGUAAAGUUGUGGUCAAGAAACUAUUCUAGGCAUAGAACUAUCCUACCUUUUGUGUCCGUGUUUUGUGCCCUCCAUCCUGUCUGGCUGUUUAGUGGUCUGAUUGCACCGAUCCUUCACUAUCCCGGGUCGUCCAGUGGCAUAAUUAUCAACCAUGUUUGUCGUUUCAUGUUGCUAAAACAAUCUUUUGUUCAAGGAUGACUGCUUCUCUCUCAUUGUAGUUGUAAUGAACCCUCAUGCCUGUGCAGUGUGACUAUUAUCAAUCUAAUUAUUCAGUUCAACCUUAUUAGCCAA